AUGUUACAAACGCUCGAGGGCCAUACUAAUUCGAUCAGCUCAGUUGCUUUCUCGCCUAAUAGCAAGCAGAUAAUAUCCGGAUCUUCGGAUAACACACUACAGAUCUGGGAUAUAGCAACAGGAGAGCAGUCGCUUUCUCGCCUGAUAGCAAGCAGUACGAGUCUGGGAUAUAGCAAGAGGAGAGCAGAUUCUUCCAACGAGGGCCAUACUAGCGAGGUCUACUCAGUCGCCUUUUUAUCCGAUGGUAAACAAAUAAUAUCUGGAUCUUACGAUAACACAAUGCGGGUCUGGGAUAUAACAAUAGGAGAGCAGAUUCUUCCAACACUUAAGGGCUAUAUCAGCGAGGUUAGCUCAAUCGCCUUCUCGCUUGAUGGUAUACAGGUAGUGUCCGAAUCAGAUAAUCUAAUGCUACCACAUACUCUAGUUUUAUCAAAUAAUUGGGUCAUAGAAGGUGGUGUAAAUAUUCUCUGGCUACCUUCUGAGUAUUGUAUAAUGGUUGUUGCUAUUUAUCGUGGAUUUGUUGUUCUAGAGCAAAGUUCUAGGAGAAUUUCAUUUUUUGAAUUUGCGCAUACGUCAAAGUUUCCGUAA
Messenger RNA from Botrytis porri, 588 nucleotides. RefSeq lists its product as uncharacterized. The record is from RefSeq and is a predicted model, not a curated record. Gene Ontology annotation, molecular function: protein binding. The coding region runs from base 1 to 588 and encodes 195 amino acids. The transcript is spliced from 3 exons. Lineage: Eukaryota; Fungi; Ascomycota; Leotiomycetes; Helotiales; Sclerotiniaceae.